Maniola jurtina (meadow brown) is the source of this 4011-nucleotide messenger RNA. Its product is annotated as angiopoietin-related protein 2. Lineage: Eukaryota; Metazoa; Arthropoda; Insecta; Lepidoptera; Nymphalidae. The record is from RefSeq and is a predicted model, not a curated record. The transcript has 8 exons. The coding region runs from base 454 to 2637 and encodes 727 amino acids.
CAUAUCAUCAAAACCCCAAAAUAAAACUCGUUCGCGCUUGUAAAUACUGCGCCAAGGCGGUUGACUCGAACGAAUUAAUAUCAGAUUCAAAUGAUUUCUUGAGGCAUUCACACCUCUGUUUUUAUUGUGGUUCAGAGCAUAUUGUAUACCUAGUUGUAAAGUAAUUCAAUCGGUAAACUUAAUACUCAAUACUGCACAAACAUAGGAAGUUUGUUAUGAAAGGAUUUUAUCUGGUGUAAGGAUUGGCACAGAAGCCCGUCGGCCGAGUGCAGGCGGUGUGUAGUAGUGAAAGCCUUCGCUUUCAUCGUAGAGGGGCGGCCGGCCGCCGCUGGCGUCUGGCGUUGCAGCGCGAGGCACAACAAAAGUGAAGGUGGUCGAGAGCGCGUAUCUUACGGCGAGUCGGCAAUUCGUUAGCGUGACAACAGGUCGUGUCGCGUUCGUGCCCGUCCCGUGAUGUACAGGUGGUGGUUGGUGGUGGUGCUGGCCGCGGGCGCGGCGGCGGCAGGGACGCGCCUGCCGAGAACUUCGCCGCCCGCGCCUGCGCCGGCGCCCGCGAGCGCUCCUCGCUUGCCCCAGAGGAACUUCACUAUAUCCUCCCGUUCCUCUGUGAGAAACAGAGAACAAUACAUUUUCAAUGUAUUUGAAGUCAUCGUCAGUACUUUGGAAACUAAACUGCAAAGAAUUGAAAAUCUUGACAAAGCUGUGGAGCAUCUCAUGAGAAGAGUAGAAGCACUAGAUUCAAGAGUUAAUGACAAUAUACACAAAACUGAUGCAAUUAUAUCUAAACUUGGUAACUUAGAUUUUAAACUUUUCAGUCACAUUUCUCAAGGUGAUGAACAGAGUGCAACGGAAAACGUAAAUACCAAAAAUAAUGAUAAUAAAAUCAAUAAUGCUCAAAUGCUCGAUAAAAAACUAGAGUCCUUGGAUCAAAAAGUUUCAGAUAUUGAUACAAAACUAGUAGGGUUAAAAACCCAGAUAGAUAAUAACUUUUUGCCUGUUGAUGAUAUUAAUGCAGAAGCAAGUGAAAAGAAACCGAUCAAUCUCAAUGUAAUCGAAAUAGCAAAAAGUCUUAACUCAGAAGUCAUAACCGAAAUCACAAAGGAAGUUGAUCAACUACGAACUUCUAUGUCAACAGUAGACCGCAAAUUACAAUUUCACAUAAAUCUUGUCUCUGAAAAUUUGGGAAAAGUGCUAUACAUGAUGGCCGACGUCCACGCUGCUAUUGUGGAACCGGAAGCCGCUUCGAUAAAUGUUAACAAUAUUUUUAAAAAUCGCACAGUUACGAGUACACAGUCCCCACUACAGAAAUCUAGCAAAAUUGAUACUUUAGUCAAUAAAAUUAUUCCUAUGAUGAGCGUUUCUGAGAAAAUGGACGAAGUGUGGGACGUGGUAGUCGGAACAAAGAGCUCGGUUGAUGAUUUGGUUCCAAAAUCGGAUGAACUCUUAACCCAAACACAACGACAAGAGCGUGCUAUUGGUCAAAUCCAUAGUGACUUACGUCUGAAAACAAAUCUUAUCAUUGAAAACCUCGAUAUGGUGGAAAAACGCCUAAAGAAACAGGAAGAUGAUGUAGCUACAUUAGCACAGCGGCCUGUGCCUGCUGAGCUGUUGCUGGAUCCUACUAUCGACAGGCUGGUGGAGUACGCGCCAAAUAGAUAUAGAGUGGAUGAGCCCUCCACUGAUCCGACUACUAGUACGAUACCGAUGACUACUCCUCCGUCAUACAUAAUAAACAACAGCCCGACCAUUCCGAGCAACUCCAGUGCAAGCCCGACGAGUGCAACUGUGACUGUAACUCCGGCGAGUAUGGGCAGCCUCGGCAACAGUUCGGGUCCCACAAGUCCACGUCCCACGAGCCGUAAAGGUGGCAUCAUCUUCCCGAGCGUCAAGAACAAGCCCAUCAUCGGGAACAACACCUUCGCUUCAGAGAUCGUGGCUAACUACAAAGACGUUAAAGGUUUCUCGUGCGUGGACCUUCUAAACGCUGGUAUGCGCGAAUCUGGCGUUUACUACCUGCAGAUACGGGGCACUACGUACUGGUUCCUAAAAGUAUACUGUGAACAGACCGCUGCGGAAGGCGGAUGGACGGUAAUCCAUCGACGCGAUGAUUUCGGUGUCCCAGCAGAAAAUUUCAAUCGGGAUUGGAGUGAUUAUAAGAAUGGAUUUGGCGAUCCCAGUAAAGAAUUCUGGUUAGGCAAUGAAAACAUUUACAUGCUGACCAACAAUGAUGAUUACAUGCUCAGGGUAGAGCUGGAAGACUUUGACGGUAACAAAAGGUACGCACAGUAUUCGCACUUCAAGAUAUACUCGGAAGCGGAAUACUACAAGCUGGAGAUAGAGGGCUAUGAAGGAAAUGCCGGCGAUUCUCUAAAUGACCCUUGGUACGGGUCAAAUAACAGUCCCUUCUCCACUUAUAACAGAGACAAUGACCGAUCGUCACUCAACUGCGCGUCCAUGCUGAAAGGCGGCUGGUGGUGGAAAUCGUGCGGACGCGGCCUUAACGGUCUCUACUUACAUGACCCACAAGAUCUAACAGCGAGACAAGGUAUCGUGUGGUUCCGCUGGCGAGGCUGGGAUUACACGCUCAAACGAGCCUCCAUGAUGAUCAAGCCCAAAGGCUUACAACCUAACACAUGAGCGCAACGCAUACUUCUUCAAUUCAUUUAGUUAUAAUAAGUCUUUGUUCAAUUGUUAUGUGGAUUCUGCGCUUACUGCUAUCAUAAGUACCUACUUACCUACGCGUGUUAACCCUAAGGUUUCAACUAUGAAGAGUACCAACAAUCUGUGUAAUAAUACUAUCUAACUUAUACCUACUUGUGAAAUUUCUUUUUUUACCUAAUUUUUUUAUUUUGUUGGCUUUCUUCAAGAGUAUAAACAGUAAAAUUUGGGUAAAUGAAGUAAUUGCUAGAAGUAGGGAUAGGUAGCACAUACCUAGCUACGCGCGUAUGAAGUACCUACCUAUCUACCUUGCUGAUGAGCUUCUCAAUUGAAAUACAUAAUAUAAAACUUACUCAAUUUAAACAAAUAUUAUUGAGAUUAAUUUAGAUGAAUUUAUUUUGGAAAGACGUUUGAGUUUUGGUUUUAUUUAAAGUUUCUUCAUAGAAGAGUUUAAAGAAUAAUUUUGUAACUGUCUAAUAACUCUUUCAUCGUCUACUUAUAUGACUUUUCUAAUUAUGUAUGUAUAAACCUAUAUUGAAUCCACGUAAUGACCCAGAACAUAGUUUGCAGCUUAUCGCUCAAUUUGGUAUAUAAAUCCGUACUAAGUUACCGUAUAAAGCGUCCGAACUUACAAAGGGAAAACUUUUCCGAUAUGCUAUGACGUCUUAGCUAAAAAUAUAUUGAAUCUAAAUAUAUUUCUAGCUGAGACGUCACCUGACAGAAACCUUUUCCCUUUGUUAGUUCGGAUAUAUUAUACUUGUCUUUGUAAAUAUUCCCUUAAAAAAUCAUUCAUACCACGAUAUCACCGCAUCGUAAGUACUUAUACUACUCUUAAAAUAUUCCCUUUAGCCGUAGAGACAGUUGGACAGAUUUCAUACAAAGUUUGUUACCUAAAGAUAAAAUACAUUGAUGCAAUAAUUAUAUUUUGUUAAAAUAAUACAAAUUCUACAGUUAUAGUUAUUUAUACCUACAGGUUGGCCAGUAAUCCAAUUCCAAUGUAUUCCUUGAAAAUGACUGUUCUAGUGGGUAUUUGGUACCAACCGAACCCGUUCAACCAGGGAAUCCAUAGCUGUAGUAAACGACAGGUCGAGAUGGCAAUCGGAGUAUGAGGCGGAGGGACGCCUCGUACUCGUACGUUAGCUUGAGGGCUGUGUGAGUGUGCGGGACGACCUCACCCCGAUCGCCACGUCGACCUGUCGCGUACUAAUAGAUAUAAUUCAUCCAUACCUAUAUUGCCAUUAAGAGCCGAUUCACACCAAGCACGUACACGUGGCCACGCGCAUAGUGACACGCGUGAAUCCAUUGACAUGACAGCACGCAUUACGUCUACGCGACCGAUGCCAUAUCUCAUAC